This is a messenger RNA of Mangifera indica (mango), 2049 nucleotides long. RefSeq names its product probable sodium/metabolite cotransporter BASS3, chloroplastic. The coding region runs from base 440 to 1663 and encodes 407 amino acids. Lineage: Eukaryota; Viridiplantae; Streptophyta; Magnoliopsida; Sapindales; Anacardiaceae. Gene Ontology annotation, cellular component: membrane. The transcript is spliced from 5 exons. The record is from RefSeq and is a predicted model, not a curated record.
AUCCCGCGGCUCUCAUCUCACCCUUGCUGUGUUAUACUCUCCUCUCCUCCAUUUCAAUCUUGACGAGGAACCCUAUCUUUAGAUUUCAGGAGAAAUAAACAUAUUAUCAAGCUUAGUGUUUCUGUCUUUUAUAUUAUUACACCCCAUUGUAAACAAUCCAACUUGAGUCCCAUCCACACCGUCAAUCCUCCAGUCAUCAAAUCAAAACCCUUGUGUCUUGUUGAGCACCACCUUACCCUGUACCCUAAUGCAUCAUAACAUCUCCUCUCCUCUCUUAUAAGUGCCUCACUCUUAUCCCCUCGUCUCUUCCCAACUUCCACCUCCCACCUCUCCUUUCCCUCGCCGGAAUUUCACCAAUUUCCGGCGCCUUCACCGUCAUUACCACCGCCACCAAUAAAAAAACGACCCCAGAGCAACCAGUUCUCUCAAAAUUAUCAAAAUGGCUUCCAUGUUAACAUAUUUACCCUCUCUACCAAAACUUUCUGUACCAAAUACGAAAAUGAAGUCCGUUCCUUUGCUAUCUAAACGCGUAAAGAGCGUUAAAACAAAUGGUGGGUUGUGUACACUGGCGUGCUCUACGUCAUCGUUUGUGGGAAGAGUCGGUUUGCAGCGAAGAGAAGGGAAUGUUUCUGUGCUUUCGUUUGGGAUAAAUCCUGAUUCUGCAGCACACGUGGCGAAUAAUGAUUCGUCUCAUGUUUUGUCCGCAAUGCUUCCCUUUGUUGUUGCUGCUACUGCUGUUGCUGCUCUCGCUCAACCUUCAACUUUUACUUGGGUGUCCAAGGAAUUAUAUGCACCUGCUUUAGGUGGGAUCAUGCUGUCUAUUGGAAUUAGACUUUCCAUUGAUGAUUUUGCUCUUGCAUUUAAAAGACCUUUACCAUUGUCAGUUGGGUUUGUAGCACAGUAUGUGCUCAAACCGGUACUAGGAGUGCUAAUUGCAAGGGCAUUUGGGAUUCCCCGGAUUUUUUAUGCAGGUUUUGUUCUCACCUGUUGUGUUGCAGGGGCUCAGCUAUCAAGCUAUGCUAGCUUUUUGAGCAAAGGAGAUGUGGCCUUGAGCAUUCUUCUCACCAGCUGUACCACCAUUUCUUCAGUUAUAUUCACCCCUCUUUUAACAGGGCUUCUUAUUGGAUCUGUUGUGCCUGUUGAUGCCAUAGCUAUGUCGAAGUCAAUAUUGCAGGUUGUCUUAGUUCCAGUCACUCUUGGCCUUGUGCUCAAUACUUAUGCAAAGCCAGUUGUGACUGUUCUUCGACCUGUGAUGCCGUUUGUUGCUAUGAUAUGUACCUCACUGUGUAUUGGUAGCCCUCUUGCAAUUAGUCGGAGUCAAAUUUUAUCAACAGAGGGUCUGCAGUUGAUUCUUCCAGUAUUGGCAUUUCAUGUAGUGGCAUUUGCUGCAGGCUACUGGAUCUCGAAGAUUCCAGCUUUCAGGCAAGAGGAAGAAGUUAGCAGGACAAUCUCGUUAUGCAGUGGAAUGCAAAGCUCCACCUUAGCAGGGCUUCUGGCAACCCAAUUCCUUGGGAGCAGUCAAGCAGUUCCAGCAGCAUGCUCAGUAGUUGCUAUGGCUAUAAUGGGUCUAUGCCUUGCUUCUUUCUGGGGCAAUGGGUGGCAAAUACGCAACCUACGAUACUUGAUUGCACCACAUCCUGGAGCAUCUGAGAAUAAUACUUGAUGAAUUAACACCAGAUGCAGAAAUGCAGCAACAUGUCCAGAGAUGGGGAAAUACUGAUGAGCUCUUGAUCUUGUCAAUUUUCUUAGUUUUAAGAAACUGCCAGUUUUUGGGUGUGGAUGACAUGAGAUAGUAAAAUACUAUACAGAGAAAGUAUAUAUAGCGGGAAAAAUGAGUGUGGGCAGAGAUGUAAAGUUAGGAGAGUUACUUACUUCAACUUGCUAGCUAUGUACAUCCACUGUACGUAUGUAUGUAUGUAUGAAUGUAACUCUAUUUAAUCAUAGUGUAUUGUAUAUGCUAUGUUUCUUGGCUACUGGACAUUUUUUUCCCCCAAAGAAAAUAAGCAUUGAUUGUCAGUAGCUGCAGUAAUACAAAGGGGAAAAUUAAAA